Messenger RNA from Labrus mixtus (cuckoo wrasse), 1045 nucleotides. Its product is annotated as succinate dehydrogenase [ubiquinone] cytochrome b small subunit B, mitochondrial-like. Lineage: Eukaryota; Metazoa; Chordata; Actinopteri; Labriformes; Labridae. The record is from RefSeq and is a predicted model, not a curated record. The transcript has 4 exons. Gene Ontology annotation, molecular function: heme binding; ubiquinone binding. Gene Ontology annotation, biological process: tricarboxylic acid cycle; mitochondrial electron transport, succinate to ubiquinone. Bases 71 to 547 code for a protein of 158 amino acids. Gene Ontology annotation, cellular component: membrane; mitochondrial envelope.
CAUCUUUGUGCUUCCGAAGAUUCAACAAGUACAUCCGGGUAACCGUGGUGACCUUGGUGAGUUGAUCAUCAUGGCGGCUAUCGUCAGGUUGAGUUCUGUGUGUCGUAGAGGAGUCAAACCUCUGUUUUACCAAAGCACUUUUCUGGCCAGGCCGCUGGUCGUACCGUACAAAUACCAGGAGCAGCCGUACCAGCUGACGGCGAGGAUCCAUUCGUCACAGGCUCUGCACGCGGGUUCUGGCUCUAAAGCCGCCUCUCUGCACUGGACAGGAGAGCGAGUAGUGAGCAUCCUGCUGCUGGCCUUGGGACCUGCAGCAUAUUUUAGUCCCUCUCCGUUCGUCGACUACUCUCUGGCUGCUGCCCUGACCCUGCACGGGCACUGGGGUAUCGGGCAGGUGUUAACAGACUACGUCCAUGGCGACGCAAAGAUCAAGAUGGCAAACGCGGGUCUCUUCCUCCUGUCGACGGUCACCUUCGCCGGCCUGUGCUACUUCAACUACAACGACGUGGGCAUCUGCAAAGCCAUCGCCCUGCUGUGGAGCAAAUGAACAUGACUGUGGACUGGGGAAGUUGGGAGGACCGAGACACUGGGGACGGGAACUGUCUGGUCCUGGCUGAUUGUAAAAAAUCAAGGUGUUCCAUGUAAAUUCUUAUAAAUAUAUAUCAUUUUGACGAUACGACAGCGAUUCACACGUGUGUAGUUGUCAUCAAUGCCCAUCACUUCAGGCUUGUCCAUGUGGUAAGUUCUUGCUCAGUUUAGUUAAACAGGUGUCCGUUUUUUCUACAACAACGAGGGAGUUGAGCCUCCGUUUGGACUCGGAUGUUUCCCUCUAGUUUUUGACCCUUAGCUCGUCCAAAUGUCACGCCCAUUUUCUACAUCACAAUUAUUUACAGGAGACAUGUAUGAUUACAACAAAACAACUUCAUCUUCUUUGGAAGAAGUCCUUUGACAGCUAAUUUAUUGUUUUCAUGUGGCGGAUUUGUUAAAUGGUUUGUUUGGAACACAUUUUGUACAUAAUCUUUUCUUUAAGACCCAUCAGGAAGAA